Messenger RNA from Lathyrus sativus (Indian pea), 648 nucleotides. Lineage: Eukaryota; Viridiplantae; Streptophyta; Magnoliopsida; Fabales; Fabaceae. The record is from the annotation of a GenBank genome assembly.
AUGGCAACAAAUUUUCUCUCAACAGCAAACCCUUUUCAUCUAGCAACACCAACAAAUGUUCGCAAAAACUCAAUCAUCAAAUGCAAUGUGAAAAGAGAAUCAACACUUUGCAAAGUGGUGAAUCCAUGUGUGACCAAAAGAGGCAUAUCCAUAGGUUUUGUCACCAGUUUGGUCCUUUCAUUGAGUGGUAAAGGUUUGUUUGAUGCUAAUGCUGCAAUACUUGAAGCAGAUGAUGAUAUUGAGCUUUUGGAAAAAGUGAAAAAGGAUAGAAUCAAGAGACUUGAGAAACAAGGUGUUAUCAGUUCCUCCACCAAAGAAACAGGGUAUCUUCAGGAUGUGGUGUACAAAUUGAGUGAAGUUGGUAAAGCAAUUGAAAAGAAUGAUCUAACUACAGCUGGUUCUGUCUUAGGGAGUGGCAAGGAUACUACUGAUUGGGUCCAAAAAGCCAAUAUUGCUUUGAAUAAGCUGAGUUCCAGUCCUGAAGAGAAGACUGAGGUGGAGACAUUCAAUUCUUCACUUGCUUCAUUGGUUUCAUCAGUUGCUCAGAAUGAUGUGAAGUCCUCCAAAAUUGCCUUUGUUUCUUCAGCAGCAGCAUUUGAGAAGUGGACCUCCUUGACAGGACUGGUUGGUAAACUUAAAGGGCUUUGA